Molecule: messenger RNA, 1560 nt
Organism: Odontomachus brunneus
Lineage: Eukaryota; Metazoa; Arthropoda; Insecta; Hymenoptera; Formicidae
Gene: PheRS-m
Product: probable phenylalanine--tRNA ligase, mitochondrial
Exons: 4
Coding region: 225-1529 (434 amino acids)
Biological process (GO): phenylalanyl-tRNA aminoacylation
Cellular component (GO): mitochondrion; cytoplasm
Molecular function (GO): ATP binding; tRNA binding; phenylalanine-tRNA ligase activity
Source: RefSeq, a predicted model, not a curated record
CUCUCUAGUCAUACAAAGAAAAACCUAAACUGUGUUCAAAAAUUCUACUCGACGGGUAGAGUAGCAUUUAAUUGAUCAAUCAGAAUAAAGAGAACAGAGUAUUAGUGUAGCAAUGCAAUUGAAAAGAACAGACUACAAAAUGGCGUCAUUCAUUUUCUAAGAAAGGAGUCGAUUGGAGUCGAUAUUCCUUGACAUAACAAGAAGAGGUUAACCAACUCAUAAUAAUGUGGUGUAGCAGGUAUAUUCACCUGUGCAAGAGAAUCCUGACAACAUCUAGAACAGCCUCUAGCGUCGCCAAUGUUAAUAAAAAUGUCAACGAGCUAGUGCUGCUGGGUCAGAAAUAUGCAACAGAUGAUUGGACAAACCUCACUUCAAAUAUUAUUACUAAGUUAGGAAGAAAUUUGCAUGUCAAGCAGUACCAUCCACUCUCGCAUUUACGUCAACGUAUUGUGAACUACUUUUACAAACGAUUCCGUAGCAAGAAUGGAACACCAGCGUUUAGCAUCUAUGAUAACAUAUGCCCCAUAGUCACAACUAGUCAAAAUUUUGAUUCCCUUCUUGUACCAAAGGAUCAUCCGAGUAGGAAUAAAAGCGAUUGUUACUUCGUAAAUCAAGACACGCUGCUGAGGGCACACACCACUGCGCAUCAGGCAGAAUUAAUUUCAAUGGGUUUGAAUAACUUCCUCGUUAUCGGAGAUGUAUAUCGGCGAGACGAAGUCGACAGUACUCAUUAUCCGGUUUUCCAUCAGGCUGAUGCAGUCAGGCUGUGUACCUUGCAGGAGUUAUUUCAUGACGUCAAUGAUUCCGUGGGUUUAAAGCUAUUCGAACACUCUGGGGUAGAAACCACUGACAAACAAGGAUGUCACACUUUAGAAGCAGUAAAGAUAAUGGAACAGGAACUAAAAAGUACCCUAUUUGGUCUAGCACAAGCUAUCUUUGGGAAAGAUGUGCAAUGCCGAUGGGUUGACCAGUACUUCCCAUUCACUCAUCCAUCCUGGGAGUUAGAAAUAUUGUUCGACGAUAAGUGGCUCGAGAUAUUAGGUUGCGGUAUCAUGCGCCAAGAGAUUCUUCAGAAAGCCGGUGCCGUCGAUCGGAUCGGAUGGGCGUUCGGUCUUGGCUUGGAACGUUUGGCCAUGCGCUUAUAUAGUAUACCGGACAUACGAUUAUUUUGGAGCCAAGAUAUCAGUUUCAUAAAUCAGUUUAAAGUAGAUAAUCCUGACGCGCAUAUACAAUAUACGCCGAUAAGUAUAUAUCCUUCUUGCACAAACGACAUAAGUUUCUGGUUACCAGAAGACGAAAGUUAUUCUCCCAACGACUUCUACGACAUAGUUCGGGAAAUAGGCGGCGAUAUCAUUGAUCAAAUUAUUCUGAAAGACCAGUUCGUUCAUCCAAAGACAAAAAGAACGUCUCACUGUUACACUAUAGUGUACAGACACAUGGAACGCACCUUGACUAAGAAGGAAGUCAAUAUGCUUCAUCGUCAAGUGGAAAAAACAGCGACUGAUAAACUAAAUGUGAUGGUUAGGUAAAGUUAAAAAUAAAACGCUUUCUUAACGAAAA